CAUCUCAUUAAAGUUCUCUGGCGGAAGCCAUUUUGUUUUUCAGGGGUCUUUGCAAGGGUGUUUGACGCCAAGGUCCAAGCAGCAGCUGCAGUUGCCGCAGUUCUGUCUUCAGCUUCACGAUGUUUCCCUUGGCCAAAAACGCCCUAAGUCGUCUCCGAGUUCAAAGCAUUCAGCAAACAAUGGCAAGGCAGAUCCAUCAGAAACGGACACCUGAUUUCCAUGACAAAUAUGGCAAUGCUGUAUUAGCUAGUGGAGCCACUUUCUGUGUUGCUACAUGGACAUAUACAGCAACACAAAUUGGAAUAGAAUGGAACCUGUCCCCUGUUGGGAGAGUCACCCCAAAGGAAUGGAGAGAUCAGUAAUCAUCCCAGCUGGUGUCAUACUGAAUUGUUUCAAAACCAACUCAUAAUUGAUGCCAAGUGAAAGUGCUGUGUACCCAUUAAAAUAUGGCAUAAUUAAAGAAAUAAAGUAUAUUUGAAACCUUCA
Molecule: messenger RNA, 486 nt
Organism: Pteropus alecto (black flying fox)
Lineage: Eukaryota; Metazoa; Chordata; Mammalia; Chiroptera; Pteropodidae
Product: cytochrome c oxidase subunit 7B, mitochondrial
Exons: 3
Coding region: 120-362 (80 amino acids)
Biological process (GO): mitochondrial electron transport, cytochrome c to oxygen
Source: RefSeq, a predicted model, not a curated record